AGCAAAAACCCGAUCGGCGCGCGCCCCCGCGAGCAUCGGCAUCAGCAGCGGUGGUGGUGGUGUCACGCGCAUCAGAGAGAGAGAGCGAGCGCGAGAGAGCAUCGUUCUCCGCAGAGCUCGAGACGCUUCUGAGCUGAACCGGGUCUGACGAACAUGAGCUGGUUGAUGUUCGGCUGAUGUCGGAUCCGCCGUCAACAUGAAGCUGCUGCUGUUUGUGCUGCUGACGCUGCUGUGGCGCGAGGCGCGGUGCGGUUCACCGAGCGUCCAGAUCGGUGGGUUAUUCCCUCGCGGUGCAGAUCAGGAGUACAGUGCGUUCAGAGUUGGCAUGGUUCAGUUUGGAAUGGCAGAUUUCAGACUCACUCCACACAUCGAUAAUCUGGAAGUGGCCAACAGCUUUGCCGUCACCAACUGCUUCUGUUCCCAGUUCUCUCGUGGCGUCUACGCCAUCUUCGGCUUCUACGACAAGAAGUCGGUGAACACCAUCACAUCCUUCUGCGAGACGCUCCACGUCUCCUUCAUCACGCCGUCGUUUCCUGCAGAGGGAAUGAAUCAGUUUGUCCUGCAGAUGAGGCCGGACAUCAAAGGGCCGCUGGUGUCGUUAGUGGAAUAUUACAAGUGGGAGAAGUUUGCCUAUCUAUACGACAGCGACCGAGGACUGUCCACUCUGCAGGUCAUACUGGACACAGCUGCAGAGAAGAAGUGGGUGGUGACGGCGAUAAAUGUCGGGAACCUGAAAGACGAGAGGAAAGACGAGGCGUAUCGCUCCCUCUUCCAGGACCUGGAGAUCCGCAAGGAGCGACGCAUCAUCCUCGACUGUGAACAAGACAAAGUCAAAGACAUCAUGGAGCAGGUCAUCACUAUUGGCAGACAUGUUAAAGGUUAUCACUAUAUCAUCGCUAACUUGGGUUUCGUGGACGGUGAUCUCUCUAAAAUCCAGUACGGCGGUGCAAACGUGUCGGGUUUUCAGAUCGUAGACUUCGAUGAUCCUGUGGUAGCGAAGUUCGAUCAGAGGUGGGAGGCUCUGGAGGAGAAGGAAUAUCCUGGAGCUGACAUUCGCAUCAGAUACACGUCAGCUCUCACCUUUGACGCGGUCCACGUGAUGACCGAGGCGUUUCGCUUCCUCCACAAGCAGAGAAUAGACCUCAAUCGGCGCGGCAACAACGGGGACUGUCUGGCCAAUCCAGCAGUGCCGUGGUCUCAGGGCGUGGAGAUCGAGCGAGCGCUCAAACAGGUGCGUGUCGAUGGUCUAACAGGAAACAUUCAGUUUGAUCAGUACGGGAAAAGAAUCAACUACUCAGUCACAGUCAUGGAGCUGAAGAACAAUGGACCUGUGAAGAUUGGUUACUGGAACGAGGUGGAUAAGAUGGUGGUGACAAAGUCCGAUCUUUAUCCUAACGACAGCAUGGGGAUGGAGAACAAGACGGUGAUCGUCACAACCAUCCUGGAAGCCCCCUACGUGAUGCUGAAGAAAAACUCUGAGUUGUUUCAAGACAACGACCGUUACGAAGGUUACUGUGUCGAUUUGGCCGCGGAGAUCGCAAAACACUGUGGAAUUCGCUACCAGCUGAAGAUUGUGGGAGAUGGAAAAUACGGAGCCAGAGACGCAGAAACCAAGAUCUGGAACGGCAUGGUGGGAGAACUGGUCUACGGGAAAGCUGACAUAGCCAUCGCCCCGCUGACCAUCACCUUGGUGCGAGAGGAGGUGAUCGAUUUCUCCAAACCCUUCAUGUCUCUGGGAAUUUCCAUCAUGAUCAAGAAGCCGCAGAAAUCCAAACCGGGAGUCUUCUCCUUCCUGGACCCGCUGGCCUACGAGAUCUGGAUGUGCAUCGUCUUUGCCUACAUUGGAGUCAGCGUGGUUCUCUUCCUGGUUUCCAGAUUCAGUCCGUACGAGUGGACACUGGAGGAGCCAGAGGACGGAGCGCUGCCGUUGACGACCGAAUCCAACAACGAGUUUGGGAUCUUUAACUCCCUCUGGUUUUCUCUGGGAGCUUUUAUGAGGCAGGGCUGUGACAUCUCACCCAGGUCUCUGUCGGGUCGUAUCGUGGGAGGCGUGUGGUGGUUCUUCACCCUGAUCAUCAUCUCGUCGUACACGGCGAAUCUGGCUGCCUUCCUGACGGUGGAGAGAAUGGUUUCUCCCAUCGAAAGCGCAGAGGACUUGGCCAAACAGACCGAGAUUGCGUAUGGAACUCUGGACUCUGGAUCCACCAAGGAGUUCUUCAGGCGCUCAAAAAUCGCAUUAUUUGACAAGAUGUGGCAGUACAUGAAAUCGGCAGAGCCGUCCGUGUUCGUCAAGAAGACGUCGGAGGGAGUCCUGCGCGUGCGCAAGUCCAAGGGGAAGUACGCGUACCUGCUGGAGUCCACCAUGAAUGAGUACAUCGAGCAGCGGAAGCCCUGCGACACCAUGAAAGUGGGCGGGAACCUGGAUUCCAAAGGCUACGGCAUCGCCACGCCCAAAGGCUCCCCAUUAAGAGUGCCAGUAAACCUUGCCGUAUUGAAACUGAAUGAGCAAGGGACGCUAGACAAGAUGAAAAACAAGUGGUGGUACGAUAAAGGAGAGUGUGGCUUCAAGGACUCCACCAACAAGGAGAAGACCAGCGCUCUGUCUCUCAGUAACGUCGCAGGAGUCUUCUACAUCCUGGUUGGAGGUCUGGGUUUGGCCAUGAUGGUAGCACUGGUGGAGUUCUGCUACAAGAGCCGAGUCGAGGCCAAAAAAAUGAAGAUGAAGUUCACAGAUGCGAUGCGCUCCAAAGCUCGUCUUUCCAUCACAGGAUCGAGCGGCGAGAACGGCCGCGUCCCGGUGGCUUACCUCCGUCCAGGGUUACCCAUGAGCCUCAGCAUGACUGAUCUUUCCUGACCACACCUGAGUCAGUGCCUUACAGCCACUCACCACACAAACUCCCCUCCUUAAUCCUGAAUCUCCUCCUCCUCCGGUGACCAACUCCUCCCCCCUCAUGAAGACGACCCCCAAAACUCCCAUUGUUCAAACCCUCGCCGCUCUCGUAUCUCUGAGGACUCCUGAUCUCGCUCUCUGUUUUCACGUUUCACAGCCCGGAGAGACCGGACCUGCGUGGUCCUGCCGCCGCUGGGCUGUCAGGCGUCAGCAAAGACCUGCCUUUAAAACUCUGGAGUGAAUCAGCGAGUGACUCGUGUGACAGCGUCAUGAUCCAAACACAAGCACACGGGACACUUUUCUAAACACACGUGCACCAUGGUUUAGUAGAUUUCUUCUUUCCCUCCUUUUCUCGGCGGCGUCGUCGUCGUCGUCUUGUACAGAUAAAUUAAAGCGGUGACGCCGACGUGAACGCAAUAACAGCAUUAAUCAGGGAUGUGAUCAGGAAACUAAACGAGCACCAACAAAACACAGAGAAGUCGCAUCCUUGGAUUUAUAGUCAUUGUGUGAUAAUAGCAGAUAAUAAUUAUAAUAAUAAUAAUGUUAAUAUUCCUUAUUGUUUUUUUCCUUAAUUCUGCCUGAAAAUCCCGUAUUAGUAUAGUUUUCUUUUUAAUGAGAAAUGCAUGGAUUGGCGCUCACACACACACACAGAAAGACGGGGCUGUAGAAAAACAAGUGAUCAUUAGAAAUGAUUGGAAACAACAAUCUGUCAAAUCACCAGGCACAGACUGCAGUUCACCUCCGGGCCACACGAGGGCGCUCCUUUGUUUGACAGAUACAUUUAACGCCCAGGUAUCUUAAAAACACAAAACAAAGGAAAAUAAAAUUAAUUCUGCAAAUAUUUACUUUUAUGUUUAUGUUCAUUAUUGAUUGUUCAUGUUUACUUAUAGAUUAAUAAAACUAUGUAUUAAUCUAUAUACUGUAUAUACAUAUAUAUGUAUAUUUUAUUUACAGCCAGUUAUAAUAAGUGACUAUAAUAUAAUUAUGACCCUUGUGGCUCUCCAUACACAGCACACAUGAACCAUGAAGUACAGUUCACGUGAAGUGGAGGCGUUUAUUUUCUCUCUCCCUGUGCACGCACACACACGCACACACACACACGAGCGUCGUCAUGUGACUUUGGAAGACGUGCCAAACAGACUGAGAACCAAUCAGAGCUCUCCAUGCUCAGCCAAUGGCAGCUGCUGACACUGACAACCUGAGCCACUAGGGAGCGCUCUCUGCUGGUGGAUUUAAAACAAACAAAAAACUGUGAACAAAAAAGAACAAAAACAAACCUUUGUUUUAAUAAAUGAAUAAAUAUCCUGCACUGAUGAAGACGAUGAGGACAAAGACGAGGACGGAGAACGUUUGCAUGUCACUUUGAGUUUUUUCUUUCAGACGAACUCAUCGGCCUGAAUCUUUGCGUCUGGCUGCGUUUUAGUGUUUAAUGAUUAAUAGUAAUAAUAAUAAUAAUAAUGAUGAUGAUAUUAACAAUAUUAAUUGCAGUAUUCAUGAUGUGGUUCUUGUUCUGUAAAAUGUGAUGCUUUUACCAACUCAAGUCUGCUACUUUUUCUGUUUUUAACGAGGAAGCCGGUAUUUGUGCCCACGCUAGCCCGACGCUAGCUCGUUAGCCCGAAGAGCUUCUCGGAAAACGUACAACAAAAGCCAGAGACGCGAUAAAACGCCGGAGAGAAGCCGAAAACAAGAAAAAGUAGAUACUUUUUAAGAAAAUUAUUAGUAUUAUUAUUAUGGACUUGUGUUGUUUUUGCAACGACCACGCUGAGUCGUGAGUGUGAAUGCUGAGUCAUGAGUGUAAACGCUGAGUCAUGAGUGUGAAUGCUGAGUCAUGAGUGUAAGCGCUGAGUCAUGAGUGUAAACACUGAGUCAUGAGUGUAAACAGUGAGUCAUGAGUGUAAACAGUGAGUCAUGAGUGUGAAUGCUGAGUCAUGAGUGUGUGAACGCUGAGUCAUUAGUUUGUGAACACUGAGUCGAAUGUGAACGCUGAGUCAUGAGUGAACGCUGAGUUAUGAGUGUGAACGCUGAGUCAUGAGUGAACGCUGAGUCAUGAGUGUGAACGCUGAGUCAUGAGUGAACGCUGAGUCAUGAGUGUGAACGCUGAGUCAUGAGUGAACGCUGAGUCAUGAGUGAACGCUGAGUCAUGAGUGAACACUGAGUCAUGAGUGUGAACGCUGAGUCAGAAUCCACACUUCUUGGCUGUUUUUGGAAAAAUGUCCACGCUUGUAAAAAGAAAAAAGCUUUUUGCGAUAUUUCACGUUUUUCAAAAAUAUUCAGCUUUUUCUGCGAUUAUGACUUUUUUCUCUCAUUGAAAAUGAACGGAUGAACGACGUCCGCCGUUCUGUCAGAUAUUUUUUCACGUUGUAGUUAUUAAGUGAAACAAAAUGGCUCCCAAACACGUCGUCGUCGUCGUCCACAGAGAAAAAUGUAAAAAUGUUCAUUUUCUAUUAAACUCAUUGAUUUUGA
Messenger RNA from Solea solea (common sole), 5353 nucleotides. Its product is annotated as glutamate receptor 2-like. The coding region runs from base 197 to 2854 and encodes 885 amino acids. The record is from RefSeq and is a predicted model, not a curated record. Gene Ontology annotation, molecular function: transmitter-gated monoatomic ion channel activity involved in regulation of postsynaptic membrane potential; AMPA glutamate receptor activity. The transcript has 19 exons. Lineage: Eukaryota; Metazoa; Chordata; Actinopteri; Pleuronectiformes; Soleidae. Gene Ontology annotation, biological process: synaptic transmission, glutamatergic; monoatomic ion transport; modulation of chemical synaptic transmission. Gene Ontology annotation, cellular component: postsynaptic membrane; AMPA glutamate receptor complex; dendritic spine.